UUUGGAACCCUGACUUCAAACUCAUUCACAUAAUUAAGACAUCCUCAACCUCAACAAAAACCAAACUCUCUCUCCUCUCUCUUUCUCGCAAGCAAGAAACUAUGAAGAUCAGCAUCAGCAGCGGCGGCAAGAAAAGGAUCUCGAGCAGAGGGCUCAGCGGAGUCUUCAGGGAACAAAGGGCUAAGCUCUACAUCAUCAGACGAUGCGUCGUCAUGCUACUUUGCUACCACGACUGACUGACUCACGUCUUCGGGUCGGGUUAAAUCUAUUGUGGCUGCCUCAACGAAAGGAACUCAAUCGUUGCGAAAUGUUUCUUUCGUCAGAGCUCCUUGAAAUAUUGUCCAAUUUAGUUCCUGUCUGAUAGGACACGAGACGAUGAUGUUUUUCUUUUGUUUUGGUUCUCGACUACGUUAAUUAGAGUACUGUAAAUAGCUGCGGCGGGAGAAGUGGUCCAUUAGUUCUAGGUUUUGACAAUUUUGUACUAAUUAAUAGGCCGUAAGGGCUUCUUAUUGUAUACAAAUAGAUGGAAUCAUGAAACUAUUAUUUUGAUUCAA
Messenger RNA from Sesamum indicum (sesame), 554 nucleotides. Lineage: Eukaryota; Viridiplantae; Streptophyta; Magnoliopsida; Lamiales; Pedaliaceae. The record is from RefSeq and is a predicted model, not a curated record.